CAUUCGACAAAAAUCCCGUUACAUUUGUAGUUUUAAAUUGAAAAAAAGUCCCAACAGUUACCAAUCCCGCGUCAGGUGCCUUCAUUCCAAAAACCCUUCCGCGUUUUGUAAAUCAAUUAGAUAUGAAUAUCCUGUCCGCAUGGACGCUACGCGCUGAUACGUUAUCUUAUAAGAAGUGAUUCCGGUUCAGUGGGAAGGUUUGAACUCCUCUGGAAAGUGACCAUUGUUGUAAUCAGGUCGAGGCUGUUAUCAUUUCUACUUGCUGACUUUCUUAGUUUUUUUUACGGGUUCACAGCAAGAAAAACAGCACAGGCUUUUCAAAGUGUCAUGAAAGAAAUGUCGAGCAACAUGCCUGGUGGGCAGCAGCCUCAGAAACAUUAUGGCAUCACUUCUGCCAUCAGCCUGGCACCCCCGCGAGAAAUAGACAACCAGUACACCAAGAAGCUCUGCGACGCUAUGAAACCUUUUGGGGUGUUUGAGGACGAAGAGGAAUUGAACCAUAGACUUGCAGUUCUCGGGAAGUUGAAUAACUUUGUCAAAGAAUGGAUCUCGGAGAUUAGUGAAUUAAAGAACCUCCCACCUUCGGCUAUAAGCUGCGUCGGGGGCAAGAUAUUUACAUUUGGUUCAUACAGACUUGGAGUACACACAAAAGGAGCCGAUAUUGAUGCCUUAUGUGUGGCCCCACGCCACGUAGAGAGAAGUGACUUUUUCCAGUCUUUCUUUGAGAAAUUCAAACAACACGAAGAAAUCAAAGACCUGAGGGCUGUGGAGGAUGCUUUUGUACCAGUGAUAAAAUUCAAAUUUGAUGGAAUUGAGAUCGACCUGCUUUUUGCCAGACUGGCCUUACAGUCCAUUCCAGACAACUUGGACCUGAGGGGAGACUCCAUCCUGAGAAACCUGGACAUCCGAUGUAUCCGCAGUCUUAACGGUUGUCGCGUGACUGAUGAAAUUCUGUACCUGGUGCCAAACAAAGAGAACUUCAGGCUGACACUGAGAGCCAUCAAACUGUGGGCGAAACGCCGUGGGAUUUACUCCAACAUGCUGGGCUUUCUGGGCGGAGUGUCUUGGGCCAUGCUGGUGGCCAGGACAUGCCAGCUGUACCCCAACGCUGUGGCCGCCACGCUUGUCCACAAGUUCUUCCUGGUGUUUUCCAAAUGGGAAUGGCCGAAUCCUGUUCUAUUGAAACAGCCGGAGGACAGUAAUCUUAAUUUACCCGUGUGGGAUCCCAGGGUGAACCCAUCUGACAGAUACCACUUGAUGCCCAUCAUCACCCCCGCCUACCCCCAGCAGAACUCCACGUACAACGUCUCCACAUCGACACGCACCAUCAUGAGCGAGGAGUUCAAAUACGGCCUUAGUGUCACAGAUGAGAUCCUUCAGGGAAAAGCAGAAUGGUCCAAACUCUUUGAGCCACCCAACUUUUUCCAAAAGUACAAGCAUUACAUUGUUCUGACCGCCAGCGCUUCCACAGAAGAAAACCACUUAGAAUGGAUCGGCCUGGUGGAGUCAAAGAUCCGCGUUCUGGUGGGAAACCUGGAGAGGAACGAGUACAUCACUCUGGCUCACGUCAACCCUCAGUCCUUCCCCGGGUCCAAAGAGAACCGCAACGAGAACGACUUUGUGUCCAUGUGGUUUAUUGGGAUCAUCUUCAAGAAAGUGGAGAACGCUGAGAGUGUUAACAUCGACCUGACGUACGACAUCCAGUCCUUCACAGAUACUGUGUACAGACAAGCAAACAACAUCAACAUGCUGAAAGAUGGGAUGAAGAUUGAAGCGACGCACGUGAAGAAGAAACAGCUCCAUCAGUACCUUCCUCCCGAACUGGUGCAGAAGAAGAAGAGGAGUAUAGCUGAGAUGAACCGUAGCUCCAACGGGGGAAGCUCUAAGCGCAUCUCUCUGGACAGCAGUCACCUAGACAGCUCCAGAGACACUGACUCAGGGACUCCCUUCACCUCCCCAUUGGGCAAACCCCUGAAGCCCGCGUCCGACACGGAGGACAGCGUCAGUCCUCCCAAGCAGCUCUUUAUGGAGGCCUUCCCAGCACCCAGUGCUGAAGCUGCAGCUGCAGCUGCUACGGACCAGGGCAUGUCCAUCUCUGUCAUUGGCUCCAAUUCCGAAGAGCCAGCGGCCAAAGCGAAGCCCGCCUCCCCGCCGCCCGGCAGCUCCUUAACGAUGGCGCAGAGCGGCAGCGACGAGGAGCCUGCCGCCGCCAGCAGCCCCCAAGAGGAGCCCAACGGCCUGGAGGACCCGGUCAAUGGCGCCUCUGUCAAGAGACCGCACUCGCCAACACAAGAGGACCUGGCCAAGAGGCACAAAGAGACAGAAGUGGUUUCAAAUGAUGACUCUGCUUUUAAAGAGCCAUAUCCGCCGUCCUCCGACUCAUGCUCACAGGGAGAAACCACCCUCUCCGGCUCAAAGGCUAAGCCUAUUCCAACCAUUGAUACCUCGAGAACACAGAGACUUCCCAGCAUGGAGCUGCCAGAUGCCUCCUCUCCUCUACCGGCCAGCAACAGCUGCCGCGUUGUGAAGAAUUCCAUCAAACUGGCCCUCAAUCGCCAUAACAUCACACCUCCCAAGCCUACAGUGUUUGAAGGUCCUGUCACAGCCGACGCUCCCCCUGCAGUCGAAGAAAAGGGCAUGUCCAUUCCUGUCAUCGGCUCAAAACACGUGGCAUCCAAACUCACGCCGCCACCGGUCGGCAGCUCCAUCCCCACGUUGGUGAGCCGAGUGGCCGACCCGCUGAACGGAGCGACCGUCAAGAGGUCCCACUCUCCCUCCCUGGAGGAGCAGGCUAAGAGGCUCAAAGAGACAGAAAAGGCCAGAAUCCACAUAGCUUGAACACACAAAUACAGACUGUGAUUUAUACAUGCGUAGAGAACCAGAGAAGACAGACAACUUUUGGGGAGGGGUGGGCGGUGGAGGUUGGUUGGUUCAGGUCUGUCUCAAGUGUGAAGCGGCAGGAUACCUCACCCUCAAGUCUUUAGAGAACAGAUUUGCCAGUGGAUAGGUGAAUCGGUCAAACCAGAUGUUGUGAGGCGCCCCUCUGUCCCGCUCACAGCCAGAGGGCUUUGGACACGGCAGUCACAGAGAUAUCCGGCACCAGAACUAAUCGUUAUUUUUUUUUUUUUUUUUACUCCUCUCCCUCGGUGUUUAAACGUGUACACAGUGUAGGAGGAAAAGGCGCUGUUCUUUUUUUGUUUUGUUUUCUCCUCCACCCUCCCACCCCCAAAAUCAACAUGUUUUAAACAGCCCAGAACAUUUAUUGACCGCUUGCUACAUACUUCUGUUGUAUGCUGAUUUCUUUUUCAUUUUCUCUCCCAAACAGAAGCCUGUACAGUAAAUGUUGAUGUACAUAACUUUUUUGUCUUAAAGAAGCAAAAGAUCACUGUAAGUCUUUUGACCAUUCUAUUGUAGUUUUAUCUAAAAAGGAAAAAAAAGGUUUAAAAAAUGUUAUUUUUUGUUUUCUCUAAUGCUUGUCCAAAAAAAGGAAAAAAAAAAAAAAUCUCCAGCCCUCGUUUUUAUUUUAUUUUGCAUAACACUGUAUACGUUUGGAUACAGUUGGAGGCUUUCGUGAGGGGUUCGCUCGGAUACGACAGAAACCACAACGUCUUUGGACCACGACCACCCAAAGGGGAGCGCUGGUUGAUAUUGGACUUGCGCGCAAAGGUGAUGGCUGGCGCCCAGUGACACCAGUGCUUCUCAGCUGCCGGUAAGCGGAAGAAGAAAUGAAUAGUCCUCCUGUACGGUAACGCUGAAGCGCUCCGCCCACGCCACAUACGCCUACUGUAUGUCUUGGAUUAGAAGGAAAAGUAGAGUUUUGCUCCUUUUCCUGGUGAGUUUGGGGUCCGAAAUGGCAAAUGAGUGAGCGCUGGACAGCUUAGACGACUACGAGAAAAUGUUCCAAUAUCGGUUUGUGUGCCUACCUGUGAUUGUGCGGCGCCUGAAAUCUCUUUUCUGGUUCAGUCAGAGAGCUCAACACAAACUAAGCAUUUGUUCUAGACAACGUUUGGACCCCCCCCCCCCUCCCACCAAAGUCCUAGGUGGAAAAAGUUUGCAGUGCUUUCUGUAAAGCAUUUUUUGACGAGUUUUGCUGGUUCGUGUGUGUAUGCAUACGUGUGUGUGAGUGAUAGAGACUGGUUGUGUUCAUGUGAUGGAGAGAGAUGGAAUUCCCUUUGUUUUGGGGUGUUAACCCUCCGCGCCUCCUGUGGAGGUUCUUAAAAGAAAGCAUCUCCCGGUGAUUGUGGUGCUGCAGGUGGUCAGGAGACAAGGCUUCAUCCCGCCUCAGGCCCCCCCCACCCCCCCAAAAUCUUCAUGGUCUGCGAAUGUUUGCUUCCAGCUCCAGAGGGAAUGUGUAUACGACAGUGUAAAGCGAUGCUGAGUCUUCCUGGGAGCAGGCACAGAGGCGCAGGGACACAGGCUCUUUUUUUCUUUUCUUUCCCCAUCAGUUGGCCCAAAUAAAUGUACAGAGAACAGUGUGAUUCUCCCCCUCCCUCAAACCCCCACCACCCUAAACAAAGGCAUACUCUUCAUUACUGGAGGGUUUCUUAUCACUUUAUUUAUAUUUGCAUAUUUGUACCAUGUUUUCUUUUCUUUUUUUUUUUCUUUUUUUUUUUUUAAA
This is a messenger RNA of Pungitius pungitius (ninespine stickleback), 4618 nucleotides long. It is a transcript of the gene papolg, whose product is annotated as poly(A) polymerase gamma. NCBI's taxonomy places the organism in Eukaryota, Metazoa, Chordata, Actinopteri, Perciformes, Gasterosteidae. The transcript is spliced from 24 exons. Gene Ontology annotation, molecular function: RNA binding; poly(A) RNA polymerase activity. The record is from RefSeq and is a predicted model, not a curated record. Bases 328 to 2838 code for a protein of 836 amino acids. Gene Ontology annotation, cellular component: nucleus.